Messenger RNA from Acanthopagrus latus (yellowfin seabream), 2951 nucleotides. RefSeq names its product solute carrier family 31 member 2 (gene slc31a2). Gene Ontology annotation, molecular function: copper ion transmembrane transporter activity. Gene Ontology annotation, biological process: copper ion transmembrane transport. NCBI's taxonomy places the organism in Eukaryota, Metazoa, Chordata, Actinopteri, Spariformes, Sparidae. The transcript has 4 exons. Gene Ontology annotation, cellular component: membrane. Bases 449 to 919 code for a protein of 156 amino acids. The record is from RefSeq and is a predicted model, not a curated record.
GUCUCCUGCGCAUGCGUAGCGUCCGAAAGCGUCCAUCGACAGCAUUUCUCGGCUAACGUUGACUAAUUACUUGAAAACGAUGCACAUAUUUAUCAGUUGUUCGCACCCUACUUAAUCUGGACGGUAACACUCCGGUCUCGGGACGAGCUGCAUGGGACUUUCAUCAUUAUUUCGAUAUUUUAUCCGCAGUGGGUCUUUGUUCUCCGCGGCCGUAAAACUCCAUUAACCGUCAUUCCUCUGUUGUCCUCCUGCAGUCACGCUGUAGCCUCAUUGGGCUCCGGUGACUGAGGAGCUGGCUCAGCGGUUCUGACUGUGGUACUUUUAGAGACAUGGCUCGUACUUGACUGCGCCCGACCAACAAGUGUGUCCCGCUCCAGUGGGGAAUGGGGAACCGGAGUCAGUAGCUCUGCUGAAACGGUGGUGUUCGCCUGCGCUCAGCAAGUUCACCAUGAUGUCCAUGACUUUUGAAGUGUCGAGCAGCGUGACGCUGCUGUUUGACUUCUGGGAUGUGCACGGGCCUGCAGGGAUGGUGCUGUCGGUGAUUGUGGUCCUUUUGCUGACGGUCUUCUAUGAGGUUCUCAAAGUAUGGAGGGUGUGGCUAGGGAGUAGGUCUAAGCUGGCCCAGCCCCAGUCUCCAUACGCCAUCCCUCCUUCCCACCGCACUGACAACAGCUCCGUACUGGAAAGCAGUCCCUCCGAAUCCUCGCUGACCCCCAUCGAGUCGCAGCCUUCUGCUCCAGACACCACAAACAGAUAUUUGCUGCAUGGUAUCCAGACUCUCCUCCACAUGCUGCAGGUGUCUCUGGGCUACAUGAUCAUGCUUUGCGUCAUGUCCUACAACACCUGGAUCUUCAUCGGGGUUGUCGUGGGCUCGGUCCUCGGAUAUUUCAUCUCAUUUCCUUUCGUGGGUCACACCUGAUGGUCUGGACAGUUCAGACAGAGGACAGUGUUUUGUUGUUUUUUUUUCUCCUUUCACUUCCCCACAAGUUAAAGGGAUCUCCCGCUUUAGAUACUAAAUGGGAAACUAGAUGACUAACUUCUUUCUAUGUGCUGCUCUGUUGCUCUGUAGUGAGCACAGUAAGCAUUAUUGAAGGUUUUAACAGUGCAGGGGCACAAAGGGGAACCACUACUGAAGAAUGAGCUGCACAGCCCUUACUAUUAGAUAAAACUCUAGAUUGUUGACAUUUUCUAUCAUUACUGUCAUUUUGUCUCCAGUGCCUGGCCUCAGGACUCGGUACGAAUGGGUUCCAAUUACAUUUGAAUUGACACUACCUUUUUUUGGUACUUCACUCUCUAUGUAAUAACAUAAAUGUAACUUCAGUUGUAAAAUAAAAUAAGUUAACAAUUUCUAAUUUGAACAUGUCACACACAUAAAAUACAAAACUUUAACCUCUCCACCCCAAAACCCAUCCCUUCAACCUCGAGCCUAUAAAAGUCUGCAGGACAUAGCCUGAGACAGUGGAGCAUUUGCCAGCACAUUAAAAAUGCUAAGCCAACAGUUAUCGCAGAAGUUAAGUACCUGAAGAUGUGGAAGUGGUCGAUAUCUCACCUUCAGUCGAUUCAACCAUGGAGUGUUCAACUUCUUCUGCAUUGGCUGCAGGCAGGCUAAUGUUAGCUGCUGUUGUCUGCACAAAGUGUAACCACAAAGGCAACCACUUUGGGACCACCAUGUCUCAGACUGUCUAUACUCCAAAGACACCUGCUCAGGUACCCAAACUUGGCACCAAUCGAUUGAACAGGAAUCCCUACUCUUAUUACCAACGUUAUCAAAGCCAAUGACUGACUUGAUAACUUGAAGAACAUUUGUCAUUGACAGUAGGGACUGAGUGUAUAAUUUAAUGUGGCUAAUGGCCUGGCAAAUGUCCAAAGCAAAAAACCAGCUGUAAGAAUUGCGAUUGAACCUAGAAACCCAGAUCUCAGUGCUCUGAGAAGGCAGAGUAGAAACUGGUUUUAGGCAGGUUUUAUUAUUUACUGAUCUUGUAGAAAAAAAUGAGCGGUCUUAAGUUCUGGUGGUAAGGGAACACACCCAUUUACUGUGGAAACAGACUCUGACACAACACUUCGCAGUGUAGAGUUUCCACAGUUAUUCCACUUGGAAGUGAUCUGUACAUGGCUGGUGUCAUAUAGCCACAGCCAUUACACUGUGCAGUAUUUACCUCAGAGUGAUAAGGUAGCAGAAAAAAAUUCUGUUGCCAGCGAGACGAUAGAGAGAAAUAACCUGUUUUUGGGGCAAACAUCUAUGUGAGUAAUGAAAGAGGGAUUUCGGUGUAGUUUUAGUUAGAGGAAUGCAUUUGACACAUCCACAGCAGAGGCACAUCAAAAACUCAGAGACAGGAAGUCAUUCUUCUAUGAUUGCUUCUGUAAUUACUUUUUUUUUUUUCUCAUCCACCAUGACAGACUGUUACAGUUCCCUGUAUAUCACUAAACAAUUUGAGUGGUUAAUGACACUACAAAACUAGACUUUCAGUCAUGAAAGGAGAGCUCUGACUAUGCUGAUGAGACAUUGCUACUGUAACCUUUAGAGUGAAACUCGUACUGAUGACUGUCAUGUUUUUUGAUGGCUUAAUAUUUGAUUGGAACCAACAACAUAUUUUCAUACAUACAGUAUUGAAGUAUUAUGCAUAGUUUUCUGUCUUUUGCAUUUUUUGGGGGAGUGAAACCUAAAAACAGACUCUGACUUUGAACUGGGAUUUACAGUCAGAGGUCAUAUGACUCAGAUUCAGGAACUGAAUCAUGGGAUUGCAGCUUGUAAACUUCCCUCUUGUGUCAUCUUGUUUCUCACCACGUAUGUCUGGGGAUAGUGAAAGUUGAUCAGGAGGGUUUUGUGGCAAUCAUUGAAAACUACAAAGAAGCAAAAGAGUGCCUUGCAACUGACAUCUCCGAUGUGUUUUCUAUUCAAAUAUGCUUGUCUCUUUUAUAUUUCUAAAACUAAUUCUGAUAAAAAAAAAAAA